AUGCGGAUCUUGAUGUUGGGUCUUGACAACGCCGGUAAGACCACCAUCUUAUAUAAGCUCAAACUCGGCAAGACUUCACAAACGGUACCAACUGUUGGAUUCAAUGUUGAAACCGUCAAACAGAAAAACGUCUCCUUUGCCGUAUGGGAUUGUGGUGGACAAGAAAGAAUCAGACCUUUAUGGAGACACUAUUUCACCGGAACCGACGCGCUUAUCUAUGUGGUUGAUUCUUCUGACUUGGACAGAUUGGAAGAGAGUAAGAAGGAAUUGUUGAGAGUCAUCAGCGACAAGGAGCUAAGCGAGUGCUUGUUGAUCGUGUUGGCCAACAAGCAAGAUGUGGGCAAUGCCAUUAAGCCCAAGGAGUUGAUUGAAAAAUUCGAAUUGAACCACUUACCAGGAAACCAUGUAUGGUCGGUAAUACCUACAAUAGCCAUCAACGGUACUGGGUUAGUCGAAACAUUGAACUGGAUUUCUAAUAACAGCAAGAAGUAG
Yamadazyma tenuis ATCC 10573 is the source of this 492-nucleotide messenger RNA. It is a transcript of the gene ARF3, whose product is annotated as Arf3p. Lineage: Eukaryota; Fungi; Ascomycota; Pichiomycetes; Serinales; Debaryomycetaceae. Gene Ontology annotation, cellular component: cytoplasm; plasma membrane. Gene Ontology annotation, biological process: vesicle-mediated transport; intracellular protein transport. The record is from RefSeq and is a predicted model, not a curated record. Gene Ontology annotation, molecular function: GTPase activity; GTP binding.